Stylophora pistillata is the source of this 2709-nucleotide messenger RNA. RefSeq lists its product as uncharacterized. Gene Ontology annotation, molecular function: diaminopimelate decarboxylase activity. NCBI's taxonomy places the organism in Eukaryota, Metazoa, Cnidaria, Anthozoa, Scleractinia, Pocilloporidae. The record is from RefSeq and is a predicted model, not a curated record. Gene Ontology annotation, biological process: polyamine biosynthetic process.
CAUGGAUGCAUAGUUAAAAGAGUCUCCUCGAUUAACUAAGAUGGGAUAGAUGAUAUUACAUUUAAGUCUUGCGAUUGAAGUGGUCAGCAGUUUGAUGUUGAAUUUAAGAUGGCGGUCAAUAUCGUGGACUGUAUCGAACUGACAAUCAUAUAGCUGGCAAGCUCAAAAUACAUAAAGAUAUGUACAACUACACGAUUUACCAUAUUCAUAACGUAUUUUAUCCGAUCAAUACAUGACUUUUAAGGGUACUCCAUUUAGGUACUCCAUAGGGUACUCCAUCGAGUAGGGCUCCGCGUUUUUGUCAUCUACCCGUUUCAAUGGCAUUCUUCAGUUGGUUGAAAUAAAAAAUUCUAUAAUUACAUGAAAAUUUAUUCAUCUUAACCCACUUUUACACAGGUUACAUAGUUUGAGAUGGACUGGGGUUGGAUUAAGCGAGGCUAAUGUUUAUUAAUUUUAAAUUCCUAAGGGAAAUCAGCCAGAAUGUCUGGGAAAACCUCUCAUACAGCUCUUUCAGCGGCGAUAUCUCAAGGAAUUUUAGGCUCUCCAUCUCUUAUUUAUAAACCAGGAAAGCCUAAGCAUGCAGGUCUGUUUUACGAUCUCGACGAAUUCGAAUCUGGACUCAACAGGGCAGAAGAAGCUUUUGGUGAAGAUUUUCUCCAUGCGAUUGCUAUAAAGGCCAAUCCAGUCUCAGCCAUGCUGAAGAUUAUUCUGGAAAAGGGUCAUGGUCUGGAGUGUGCGUCAAUCACGGAAGUGCUACAUGGCAUGGAUCUUGGAUUUCCUCCUGAGAAAAUUGUGUUUGACUCACCUGUGAAAACAGAGCCAGAAUUAAAGUUUGCUUUAGAAAAUGGUAUUCAUAUAAAUGUGGACAAUUAUCAAGAACUUGAGAGAAUAACAGCUAUAAUAAAAGACCAAGGUCAAACAAAGUCAUCAGUUGGCAUAAGAUUGAAACCUAUUCUUGGAGUUGGUGCUGUUAAAGAUCUAAGUACAUGUACAACAGAUUCAAAGUUUGGAGUCCAGCUGACAGCCUCAUCAAAGGAAGAGAUCAUUAGCUGGUAUAUGGAUCAUCCUUGGUUGACAGGAGUUCAUAUACAUAUUGGGUCCCAGAGUUUUGAUUGUGGUGAUCUUACCCGUGGUGUGAAAUGUGUUGUUGACUUUGCUUUGGAAGUGAACAAAAGAUUAGGAAAAAAACAGAUCAGCAUUAUUGACAUUGGGGGUGGAUUACCUGCUAACUUGGAGGAUGACACAACCCGACCAUCAUUUCAAGAUUAUGCACAGGCCUUAAAAAAAGAAGUUCCAGAACUCUUUCCCAGCUAUGGGACUUUCAAGAAAGUAAUUACAGAAUUUGGCCAAGCAUUUAAUGCAAAGGCUGGCUGGUUGGCUAGUAGAGUGGAAUAUACCAAAAAGGCAUCAGAUGACCUAAGAAUCGCUCUCAUACAUUUUGGAGCAGAUAUGAUGAUGAGAACUUGUUACUGCCCCAACAUACAGAAAUACCAAAGAAGAGUGGAAGUUUUUAGCAAGGAAGGACAAUUGAAAGAAGGAGAGAGAAUGCGUUAUAAUAUUGCCGGACCACUGUGCUUUUCUGGCGACGUAGUAAAGCGAGACGUGCUUCUACCGACGGUUGAAGAAGGAGAUUACCUAAUUCUCCAUGAUUGUGGUGCAAAUUCCCUGUCACUUUUUUCACGACAUUGCAGUCGUCAAGCGCCUGCUGUUUUUGGUUAUCGAAUGCUUGAGGAUGGCAGCGUGAGCUUUGAAGUAUUAAAAGAAGCAGAAACAGUAGAUGAUCUUCUGGUAUUUUGGAAAGGUAGAAAAAUGUAACCAGAACCUGAAAGGUGGACAGAGGUGUUACCCACAGACAAGGAACUCAAUUUAAAGCACUUUUCGUGGCCAUUUUUUAAUUUUUAAUGAGGGAUAGUAGCUAUUUGGAAGGGCUUAACGUCAAAUAGAUAUAAAUUAUAAUUUGUCAAGUUAUUCAGUAACUUUUGAAAUUAUUUUUAAUUUGAAUAUCACGGCAUAGGUGGCCAUUUUUAUCCCAAGGUUAAGAGAUUUGACCGUAGUUUCGUCAAUUCAUAUACCAUUAACGUCGUAAUUUAAUUUUGGUGUAGAAGUAACGGAUUUAGACAUAAAAAUCACUCAUCAAAAAGUGUUGCUUUUAGAAUGGUAUGCAUAAAGACGGCAUCUGUAACGCACGUGCAGGACUGCGGUAUUUUUAACCCUACACGCAGCAGUCAUACCUCACUGGCACAGCUGAAAACAAGAACACUUUCGGAAGAUUUAUAAAACUACCCUACCAAAAUGAAGGGAUUUCUUGCCUUUCUUUUGCGGUGGACUGUUGCCAGAGGCUUUGUGCCUGUGAUUAAGUUCGACGAUGUCGAGCUCCAUUGGAAAGCUUGAAGGGGCUAUCGUGACAAAGCCACCUGACCGAGAGUGAAGAAGCUGCGAAGGAGAGCCAUAUUUGCCUUCGAAGUAAAGUUCGUGUGAUAAAGGAAUGUAAGCACUGCGCUUAGAAGUUUGCACUGAAGAGGAAUGUAAAAAUUUGCAGGAGCAAAUAUAAAGUUUCUACGACGAAUAUAAAGUUUGUAGAAGGAAUAUAAUUGUGGACGAGAAAUAUAAACUUUGUAUUGAAGAAUAUAACGUUUUCACGAGCAAUGCAAUUUUGCACGAGAAAUAUAUAAUGUUGGCUCGGUCCCAACAUACGGUUUCGCGGUUCAA